Molecule: messenger RNA, 2883 nt
Organism: Dreissena polymorpha
Lineage: Eukaryota; Metazoa; Mollusca; Bivalvia; Myida; Dreissenidae
Exons: 10
Coding region: 139-2214 (691 amino acids)
Source: RefSeq, a predicted model, not a curated record
AUCGAAAGUUGCUUUUUGUGUUUGUAAUAUACGUGUUCUUUCGUGUCAAUGCGGCGUACGUGUUAUUUUUGUGAGAACUGAAUAGACAUCGAAAUCUUAUUACUGACAAUCGGGCGACAUUACCUACAAUAGAAAAAGAUGCCUGCAAUUCAUACUUACGAUGCGACGAAAGUUACUUUCCACGUGUUCGAUACACACGUCAGAAAGAUAACAAUCGCAGAUAUGCAGACUGUUGAAGAUCUUGUCCAAUAUUUCGAGAAACGUAUCGAAGACGGGGAGGUGUACAGGGAUCUGUACAUGGCCAGGUCGAUACUUGUUUGGAUGUCACAUAUGGUGAACUGGAAGUUGAAACAAAACUUGCCAAAAAGCAUACAGGGACUUGUAGAUGAAAACAGUUAUCCUCCUUUAACAUUCAGCAUGUUGUGCGAAGCGGCCCAUAUAGCAAAUAAAACUAUAGUGGGCAAAGCUAAGGAUGUUACAUUUGAACCAGGAUAUCCGUACAAAGAUAUUCCACAGGGAAUGUGGAACAGCUUCUUAUGCAAUAAUACCUGGCAUUUGGUUUUCACUGAACUUGCCAUUGCAAGGGCAAGCGGAUACAGGCGAGGUGGGGAGAUUGUCAUUGAAAGUGACGGAAAUAGAAAAUUUGAGCCACAACAGAGCAAUAAAGGGCAAGACGUAGCAAUAUUUUCAGAAUUCUGGUUCUGUAUUAGUCCUAAAAUAAUGUCUAGACAAGCUUUUCCAGAGGACCCCACUUUUCAGUAUAUGCCGAUGGGGCAAUAUUUGAGCCAAUCAGAUUUUGCUUCAUGCGCGUUGCUGCUCCCAGAAUUUUACAGAUCGGACAUGACGCUUCUGUCGGAAAAUGCAUGCGUUUUGCAAUCCAAACGGGGACGAUGCGUUAUCAAUAUCGGCUGUCCCUCUGGUUCACUCAAAGGCGUCGAAUUCACAUAUAAACUUUGUCUGAUUGUUCAAAAAGGAAAAGACGACGCAUGUGCAGAACAUAUCCAAGCAUUUCCCAGAAUGGUGGUCUUUGCACCUGGAAUGGACGGCGUAACCUUUACUAUCAGUCUUCCAGUCACUGGAGAGUACACAUUCAGCACGGCUAUUAAAACUAAAACAAAUGACCACAAUCGUAAUCCAGAAUGCUUCAAGUUCAAAAUCAUUUGCAAUGAAAUUGACAAAUACUGCAGAAACAUUCCUCAAUCGGUGACAGAGAUGGGUGUUGGUUUCACGCCCGUUGCAAAGGACUUCGGUUUAAAGCAUCCGUCGAAUAUUGCAACAACGUUGGUUGUCAAAUGCGAUCCCGAUCAGCUCUUGGCGUCAGACAUAGAAGUUGAACCGGAAUCCGUGAUAUUCAGAGUUGCAGAAGAUAGAAUCAACGAAGUGGAAUUCACAUCCGAAUUUCUCGAUGACAUAGACAACAUUGGCUUCUCUGAGGUAAAUCUGGACAAGGAAAAGGGAGAGCUAGAGGUCAAAGCAGGGCUCAAGAAACCUGGAGAGAGUGUCCUUGUUGUCAAGGGCAGAGAAAUAGCACGCGGUCAGGAUUUCCAGCCAAUCCUAAACUAUAUUGUCAGCUCUCACGAAAAAGUUGAUGAUAAUUAUGAAAGACGGCUGCGACAUAUAAAGCGAGUCAACGCUAGCAACAAAAAGAAGGACGCGAAAGAAGAUUACAAAGCACAGCUGAAAGAUCAUGUCAUUGCCAUUCGCAAAGAAAUCGAAAACCUAAACAAAGCUGUAAUAAAAACACACGAGUUGCAACUCAAAGUCAACAUUGAAGUCAAUAAGGAAGUCAAAACUACUUCAGAGCUGUACGAAAAUUAUCCAGCAAACUCAGAACGUGGAUUUGGGCUGACCUUCGAUGACUCGGCACAUUUUCAGCAGUUCACAUCCUUGCCAAAAUCAUGGCAGACCGAUUACAGUGUCUCCGAGGGAAGUAAAUCAGCAGAAGUCUUAACAUCCAUGGCAUUUUCAUGUGAAGAUUUCAGUGAUACAGAAGUAAAAAAGUCGCAAGGAGGAGCUAAUCUCCAUGAGCAUGCCUCAACAAAGUUCAAGGCGGAUAAGAAGUACAUUCAUCUGAAGAACAGACACAUGCGCCUGAAGAACACUUUGAUUCUAGAGCAAACCAGAGUGGCCCGUUUAGAGCAAGUGAAACUGAAGGAAGAAAUUGCAGUUCUGAAACUGAAGAGAGGUCAUCUUGAAAAGUCUUCGUUCUUAUAAACCAAGAGGCUUUCAAACACACUUUCAAAAAUAUUUUUAUUGAAAUGUAUUUCAUACUGCAAAAGCAGGAAAGAACUCUCUGACAGUGCAUGUAUGUUCAAAACAUUUGGAAUGAUUUAGAAAAUACUAAUUACCAAAUCGGUUAAUAUGACGUGCACUUACUAUAAACUAACCUUUGGGUUGCUCGAAACAGCGACGCAAUAUCCAUUGAUGCUACGAAGUAUGGGUAUAUAAUAUCACUUAUCAAAUAAAUCGGUCGGUUUGUAUUUUCAUCCAUUUUUUCUUGCACUUUUCAAACAUCCAUUUAAAUAUAUCCGUUCAAUAUACACAAGCACAUCAUACAUUAAAUCACAUUAAAAUGCCACUACAAUAACAUGUGAUGACAAUUAAUUGAUAUAUGCAUGUAUUUUCAGUGCCAAAGAUGCAGUUUAUCAAACUGCCAGUCUGACAGAGAUUGGCUUUUUAAUCUACAUGUGUGAAUGUCCUUUAAUUUCAUACAAUUCACACAGUUUUAUAAUAUUAACAACAACAAUUAAGGCCACAUGAAGAUGAUGCAAACUCUAUAAUUAAGAUGGUUUAAUUCGACAUACGACUUCUAUAUUGAAAGCAAUCAAUACUGUCUUAAUCACCUAUCCUGUAUAUUUUAAAUUUAUUGGAGGUUCCCCUAUU